Messenger RNA from Betta splendens (Siamese fighting fish), 5193 nucleotides. Its product is annotated as NACHT, LRR and PYD domains-containing protein 12-like. The transcript has 13 exons. Bases 1018 to 4575 code for a protein of 1185 amino acids. NCBI's taxonomy places the organism in Eukaryota, Metazoa, Chordata, Actinopteri, Anabantiformes, Osphronemidae. Gene Ontology annotation, molecular function: protein binding. The record is from RefSeq and is a predicted model, not a curated record.
GGGGACCAUGAGAACCAGAACAAAGCUCAGAGGUCCCACCAGAGACAAGGAUGUUCUGGACCUGGACCCAGCUGUGUGUCCUUCAAGAGCAACUGGUCAAAAAUUGGUGCUAUCGUUAAUUUUAAAGACCAACCUGUAUCAGAGUCGCAGUGAGUUUUUGUCACUUUGAACAUUCUGAACAAUCAGAGCUGACGUCCAACUAUGAAUGAAUGUGGGAGCUGCCCAGUUCAACCAGUAUAAUCCCAGCAGACUCCUUGUUCCAAUACUUCAGCCUUGUUCAGUGGGGGACACAGAGAUAUAUGUUGUUGUUGAGCUGAGACUGAAGCAACUGACUGACAGUAAACCUUCACGACAACAGGAAGUCUUUGACUCACUGCUCACGUCCAACAUCACUUCAUGAACCUUUACCUUGUCACGUCUUGACUUAUUGUCCGCUUUUAUUUUGAAAAGACUUCCUGCUAAACGUCAUAUCAUCAGCUGUUCCCCGUCAGUAUCGGUUCUCAUUAUCCACACCUGCACUUCAUCUGCAAUCAGUCCACCCUGUAUUUAAGCUCCACCUCUCACCCCUGUAAAUUGCCAGAUUGUUUAGUUCGUGUCACCUCUUUCCAGUGUUCAUUGAUCUAGUCCCGUCGUGUACUGUGUAUCUUGUUUUUGACCUCCGAUUCUGAGCCUGCCUAGUCCCUGCCUGCCUUGUCUGCCCUGGUUUCCUGAUCCUGUCUGUUACCGACCUUGUCUGCCUGCCUGACCACGACUCUAUGCCUGACGGAUUGGUAUUGUAAAUCAGUCUCUCGUGUACGAACCUUGCCUGUCCCUGACGCCGAUUCUGCCUGCUCCUGUAUAUGCUGUAUGGACUGUCCGUGUAUGACCCUGCCUGAUAUCGACACUGAGUUGGAAUAAAUUCCUAUUGCUAUUCAUAUCCCAGCCUGUCCGUGCCUGUGCAUAGUCGACCAGCAGAGCUCAGAGGUUCCCAGUGGUCAGUCUGCCCAUCAGCACCAAACACACCUGGACUCCAUAUUUAUGCUGUUGGAGGAAAACAUUGUCACAUUUGUGAAGAAGGAACUGAAGAAGAUGCAAAAGGUUCUGAGUCCUGAUUAUCCAGAAUGCUUAGUGAGCCAGAGGGAGGAUGAGGAGGAGUUGGAUGGUGAGGACGAAGACCAGAGGAAAAGCAGCAGAGACGCAUUUCUGAAGAUCACAGUGAACUUCCUGAGGAGGAUGAAGCAGGAGGAGCUGGUUGAUUGCCUGCAGAAUGUGAUAGUUCCAGUUCCAAAGCCACGGCCCAUUACAUAUUACCAGCAGAUGCUUCAGUCAAACCUCCAAGACGAGUUUCUGUGUGUGAAACCAGGCUGGUCAGAAGAUGACCAACGUCUUGACGACCUCUACACAGAGCUGUACAUCACAGCUGGGCCGGAUUCACACAUCAACACACAGCAUGAGGUCCAACAGAUUGAGAUAACACAGCAGAGGCAAAGAUUAGCAGAGGAGCCAGUGAAGCCCAGUGACCUGUUCAAACAUCCCCCCCGUAAAUACAGACGCAUCAGAACAGUGUUGACCAAUGGAAUCGCUGGGAUUGGAAAAACAGUCCUUGUUAACAAGUUUGUGUUGGACUGGACCCAACAAAGGUCCAAUCAGGACGUGCAUCUGAUUUUCCCCUUCACCUUCCGUCAGCUGAAUCUACUAAAGGGACAGAAGUUUAGUUUGUCAGAGCUCAUUCAUGAAUGUAUCCCAGAAACUGAGUCCAUUAGCCUGGAGGCUCUGAAUUACAUCUUUACACAUCUACAGUCAUCAGGAAACAGCAACUAUGACAAGAGCAGGUUCAAACUUUUGUUUGUGUUUGAUGGACUGGACGAGAGUCGCCUCCAACUGGACUGUAGCACCAGUAAAAAGGAGACGGGUCAACGUAAUGUCACAGAGUCCACCUCAGUGGACGAGAUGCUGACAAACCUUAUCAGAGGAAGACUAUUACGCUCUGCUCGCAUCUGGAUCACCACACGACCUGCAGCAGCCAAUCAGAUUCAUCGAGACUUUGUUGACAUGGUGACAGAGGUCAGAGGGUUCACUGACCCACAGAAGGAGGAGUACUUCAGGAAGAGAUUCACAGAUGAGGAGCAGAGCAACAGAAUCAUGUCCCACAUCAAGUCAUCACAAAGUCUCCACAUCAUGUGCCACAUCCCAGUCUUCUGCUGGAUCACUGCUACGAUUCUGGAGGAGCUGCUGGAAACCAGAGAGGGAGGAGACCUGCCCAAGACCCUGACAGAGAUGUACGCAGAGUUCCUGGGUUUUCAGAUGGAUCAGACUAAAGACAAGUACGGACCAGAAGAGAGCAGUAACUACAUCAAGUCAUUAGCUAAACUGGCUUUUAAGCAGCUGCUAAAGGGAAACUUGAUCUUCUAUGAGGGAGAUCUGAAAGAGAGUGGCAUUGAUGUCAGUGGAGCCUCAGUGUCUUCAGGAGUGUUCACUGAGAUCUUUAAACAGGAGCGAGGGAGGAAAGCCAAGAACAAGAUGUUCAGCUUUAUUCAUUUGAGUGUUCAGGAGUUUCUGGCUGCUGUUCACAUGAUGCUUUGUUACACCAACGGGAAGAUGGAUGAACUGAAGGAGUUUCUCAAUAAUGUUCUCCAGUCCUACAUUAUCCCAAAGAUAGACGACCUCUUGUACAAAACCAUUGCUAAGUCCCUUCACAGUCAAAGUGGCCACCUGGACCUGUUUGUUCGCUUCCUUCAUGGCCUCUGUCUGAAGUCCAAUCAGAGAACCUUAGGAGGUUUGCUUGGUCACACAGAGAAUAGUCCAGAAACCAUCCAGAGAAUCAUCAACAACCUAAAGGAGUUGAAUAGUGAUAGAAUCUCUCCAGACAGAGGCAUCAACAUCUUCCACUGUCUGAUGGAGAUGAACGACCAUUCAGUCUAUCAGCAGAUCCAAGAAUUCCUGAAGUCGGAGAACAGAUCAAUUAAGAAACUCUCCUUGAUCCAGUGCUCAGCUCUGACCUACAUGCUGCAGAUGUCAGAAGAGGUUCAGGAGAAGUUUGACCUGAACAAGUACAACACAUCAAUAGAGGGACGACUGAGACUGAUCCCAGCUGUGAGGAGCUGUAGAAAGUUUAAACUUUCUGGCUGUGGACUCACAAAGACUCACUGUGAAGUUGUAGCCUCGGCUCUGAAGUCCAACCCAUCACAUUUGACACACCUGGACCUAAGUAUCAACAGCCUGUGGGACUCAGUGAAGGUUCUGUGUGCUGGACUGGAGAGUCCUCACUGUCGACUGGAGACUCUGAGAUUGAGUGGCUGCAGUUUGACAGAGAUCAGCUGUGAUUCUCUGGGCUCAUCUCUGAAGUCCAACCCGUCACAUCUGACACUACUGGACCUGAGCUACAACAAGCUGCACGAUUCAGGAGUGAAGCAGCUGUGUGGUUUUCUGGAGAGUCGUCACUGUCGACUGAAGACUCUGAGGCUCCAUCAUGUUGAUUCAAGCGGUGGAGCUGCAGUGUUGAAGAGAUUAAGGAACUGCAGUUUGUCAAAGAUCAGCUGUGAUUAUCUGGCCUCUCUAAAGUCCACCUUGACAAGAUUGGCAGAACUGGACCUGAGUGAUAACGAGCUGAGGGAUUCAGGAGUGAAGCAGCUGUGUGGUUUUCUGGAGAGUCAUCAUUGUCGACUGGAGACUCUGAGACUGAGUGCGUGUGACCUGUCAGAGAGAAGCUGUGACGCUCUGUCAUCAGUUCUCAGCCCUCAGUCAUCUAGUGUGAGAGAACUGGACCUGAGUAACAACAACUUGCAGGAUUCAGGAGGAAAGUUACUGUCCGCUGGACUAAAAAGUCCUCACUGUCGACUGGAGACUCUCAGGCUGUCAGGCUGUCUGCUCUCGGAGGAAGCUUGUGUCUCUCUGGCCUCAGCUCUGAGCUCCAACCCCUCCCAUCUGAGAGAGUUGGACCUGAGCUACAAUCAUCCAGGAGACUUAGGAGUGAAGCUGCUGUCUGCUGGAGUCACGGAUCCACACUGGAAACUGGACACUCUCAGGGUGGAGCCUGGUGGAGUUCGAUGGUUGACACCAGGUCUGAUCAAAUAUUUCUGUCAACUCACCAUCGACACCAACACAGUGAACAGGAAACUACAGCUAUCUGACAACAACAGGAAGGUGACAUGUGUGGAGGAGGAUCAGUCAUAUCCUGAUCAUCCAGACAGAUUUGACCGGUGUUCUCAGCUGCUGUGUAGUAAUUGUCUGACUGGUCGCUGUUACUGGGAGGUUGAGUGGAGAGGAGGAGUUUAUAUAUCAGUGAGUUACAGAGGAAUCAGAAGGAAAGGAGGCAGUAAAAGGUUUGGAUUCAACGAUCAGUCCUGGAGUCUGUUCUGCUCUGAUGAUGGUUACUCUGUCUGGCACAAUAACAUAGUAACAUCCGUCUCCUCCUCUGUGUCUGACAGAGUAUCAGUGUUUGUGGACUUUCCUGCUGGUUCUCUGACCUUCUACAGAGUCUCCUCUAAUAAAUUGAUCCACCUUCACACGUUCAACAGCACAUUCACUGAACCUCUUUAUCCUGGAUUCUGGUUCUGGUCUGGUUCCUCAGUGUCUCUGUGUGACGUGUCAUCAUAACAGAGUUUGAUCCUGUCAGAGAAACUUUGUCACUGUUGAACAUAGUUCAGUCUGUUUAUGUCUGUCUCAUUCUCAGAUAUAUGAUUAAACCAUUUUCUUUCUAAACCCGUUCUAAAUGGUUCCUUGUGAACUUCUACCUCUUCAUCCUUUAAAGAUGGAAGUGCUGAUUAUUCCAGGAUCAGAUGUUGAGAAUUUUUUAUGAAGUUGUUUUCCAGUGAAUAUCAGGAUGUUUGGGUUUAACAUGUGAAAAACUGACAUUAGAGAAGAAUCACUGAGCUGAAUUAGUGAGAAACUUCCAGAUGUUCACAGAUGAUUUUGAACAAAAACUGUUGAUUGAAUGUUUCUGAUCAUUUUCUGUCCCUCUAGUAGAAAAGAGCAGCUCAGCGUCACAUUAAAGUGCUUUAUUUGCCUUUAACAAUAAAUGAUCACAUGGUAUAAUCACAAUAUAGAAAUGUCCAUCACUUUGAACUAUGAUUAUAUUACAACAAUCAUCAUGAUGUAACAUGAGCCAUAAUAGAUUCAGUGUCACAUGAUAAACGUCCACAUUCUGUAUAUACUAAAAUAAUAAUGUAUGUAUAAUAAUGUAUAUAAUAAAUAUUGCUCUUUCUCGUCAUCCUG